Messenger RNA from Phycomyces blakesleeanus NRRL 1555(-), 486 nucleotides. RefSeq lists its product as hypothetical. Bases 1 to 486 code for a protein of 161 amino acids. The record is from RefSeq and is a predicted model, not a curated record. Lineage: Eukaryota; Fungi; Mucoromycota; Mucoromycetes; Mucorales; Phycomycetaceae. The transcript is spliced from 3 exons.
AUGCAUGUGGGCAUGUGCAAGAGGUUCGUGGUUGGUGAGCAGGUGCUCAUGAGGGACAACAAGCCAGUGACCAAGCUGCAAGACCGUUGGUUGGGACCUAUGGUAGUAAUGCAGGUAAACAAGAAUGAUACUUACUUGCUGGCGGGUCCAAACUACUUGAGGCUACAAGGCGCGGUGAAUGCAUUGAGCUAUGAUUCCAGAGGUUCAAGUCAAGAGAGCAUAACAACAAUUCCAGGCAUAGUUGAGUCGUGUUACUUCCACUCCCAUGGCCUCAGCCUAGACGGGAAGGAUUUGUCACGUGUGUUGUGGGCAGGCCCGGCUUUUGGCCAUGUUGUGGUGUCUGGUACCAGAAGACUUGUUACUACUACUGCCACUACCACUCCCACUUUUACUACUAGCAAGGCCACUUGCCAGACCACUAGCUCCAGAGUAUAUGGCAUUAGAUCAGAUAAAAGAGAUAUACACUGGAAAAAUAAGGACUAUUAA